Echinops telfairi (small Madagascar hedgehog) is the source of this 342-nucleotide messenger RNA. Its product is annotated as 60S acidic ribosomal protein P2-like. The coding region runs from base 1 to 342 and encodes 113 amino acids. Gene Ontology annotation, biological process: cytoplasmic translational elongation. Gene Ontology annotation, cellular component: ribosome; cytosolic large ribosomal subunit. The transcript has a single exon. Lineage: Eukaryota; Metazoa; Chordata; Mammalia; Afrosoricida; Tenrecidae. The record is from RefSeq and is a predicted model, not a curated record. Gene Ontology annotation, molecular function: structural constituent of ribosome.
AUGCGCUAUGUUGCCUCCUACCUGUUAGCCACCCUAAGGGGUAAUACGUCUCCCAACGCCAAGGACAUCAAGAAAAUUCUGGACAUGGUGGGCAUUGAGGCCAACGAUGACUGGUUCAACAAGGUCAUCAAUGAGCUGAACAGGAUGAACAUUGAAGACAUUAUUGCCCAGGGUAUUGGCAAGAUUGACAGUGUGCCUGUGGGUGGCACUGUGGCAAUUUCCACUGCCCAGGGUUCAGUGGCUCUUGCUUCGGGAUCAGCCCCACCUGCAGAGGAGAAGAAAGAUGAGAAGGAGGAAUCUGAGGAGUCAGAUGAGAGCAUGGGCUUUGGCUUGUUUGACUAA